Molecule: messenger RNA, 358 nt
Organism: Geodia barretti
Lineage: Eukaryota; Metazoa; Porifera; Demospongiae; Tetractinellida; Geodiidae
Source: the annotation of a GenBank genome assembly
AUGCAUACGUAUGUCUAUACAUAAGAGUUUAAUGCUUUCUCAUUUCAAUUGCAGUAUCAUGACAACAACCACCUGCAAAAAUCAAGAAGGCUACAAUAAGGUGGGGGAAAUAUACGAAGUUAUAGAGGAGGAUUAUUCCGAAGUGGUGGCAAAUGUGCUGGACGUGUUUGUGAAAUACAAAGAAUUUUAUCCUGUGCUAGUGGAGGUAAAAAAGGAUGUAAGGGCUACUGCCUUACUGCAGAAUUACAGGGCAGUGUACGCUCUGUGGAAAGAUGAACAGGAAAAAUGUGUGAGAGUGGUGUGUGAAAAUGGAAAGACUACACUCCACUUCCACCAAAAGCAAAACAACAGAUCACUC